UCAAGUUUCUUAGGUGCAAGCUGGUUACUUCGUCUUUGAUUUAUUAUAAACAAGGGAGCUGCUUGCAGACUUCUAUUACUUCAAAGAAGAUAGAAAUAGAGAUGGCUCCUCGAAAAGCUUCAAUGCUUCCGUUUCUAGUUUUUCUUCUCUCUUCGUCCUCGUUGGCAACAUCAUCUCACACCCACGAGGAUUUUCUUCGAUGCCUUUCCCUCUAUUUUGAGGAUCCUGUAGCCAUUUCGAAGGUUGUUUACACCUCAAACAACUCUUCGUAUUCCUCUGUCUUGCACUUCUCAAUACGAAACCUCAGGUUUAAUUCUUCUAAACUAAAACCUCUGGUCAUAGUCACACCAAUGGAUCUGUCGCAUAUUCAGGCUACCAUUCACUGUUCCCGACACCACAAUUUACAAAUUAGGAUGAGGAGUGGUGGCCAUGAUGUUGAGGGUCUAUCAUACAGCUCUGUUCUCCCAUUUGUUGUCGUUGAUAUAAUCAAUCUUCGAACCAUCACUGUUGAUGCAACGAAUAGAACUGCAUGGGUUCAGGCUGGUGCAACGCUAGGCGAACUUUAUUAUAGAAUUGUUGAGAAAAGUAGAACUCUCGCUUUCCCUGCAGGUUCUUGCCCUACUGUAGGUGUUGGCGGACACUUCAGUGGAGGAGGGUAUGGGCUGAUGCUCCGCAAAUAUGGACUUGCUGCUGAUAAUAUAGUUGAUGCUCAAUUAAUAGAUGCUAAAGGCAGGAUUCUUGACAGAGAAUCAAUGGGAGACGACUUAUUCUGGGCCAUUCGAGGGGGUGGAGGAAAUAGCUUUGGAGUGGUUGUUGCUUGGAAAAUAAACUUGGUUGAAGUUCCAUCUACAGUGACCGUCUUCACUGUCGUAAGAAACUUGGAACAAAACGCAACCAAGCUAAUCCAUCAGUGGCAAUACGUUGCAAAUAAGCUUCCUGAAGAUCUCUUCCUUACAGCGGUUAUAGGAAGUGUUAAUUCUAGCCAAGGAGGAAAUACAGCAGUGCAAGCUAUGUUUAUUUCCCUAUUUCUUGGCAAGGCUGACCAGCUUCUUCUGUGGAUGCACGGGAGCUUUCCUGACCUCGGUAUAGUAAGAGAUGACUGCAUCGAAAUGAGCUGGAUUGAGUCCAUCCUCUACGUUAAUGGAUUCCCAAGGAAUACAUCCGUGGAUGUGUUGCUCGACAGGAGUUCCCAAUCCUUAAUAAAUUUCAAAGUAAAAUCUGAUUAUGUGAAGGAGCCAAUGGCUGAAAUUGUAUUGAAAGAGAUAUGGGAAAGGUUUUCUGACGAAAACAUCGAGGUGCCUGCAAUGACUUUCAUUCCUUAUGGAGGAAAAAUGAAUAAGAUUUCAGAGUCUAGCAUUCCAUUUCCGCAUAGAGCUGGUAAUCUAUACAAAAUUUCCCAUACGGUGGCUUGGAGUGAAGAAACCGCAUCAGAAAGGCAUCUAGCUUGGAUCAGAAGGCUUUACAGUUACAUGACUUCUUAUAUUUCGCAAAAAACUCGAGAAGCAUAUGUCAAUUAUAGGGAUCUUGACAUCGGAAUGAAUAACCCUGCAGGCAGCACAAGUUAUAGACAAGCAAGCAUCUGGGGUAGGAAAUAUUUCAAGAACAACGUCGACAAGUUGGUACGAGUGAAGACUGAAGUUGAUCCUGCAAAUUUCUUUAGAAAUGAGCAAAGCAUACCACCUCUCUCACCAUGGUGAUCAAAGGAAGAGUAUGAGCUAAUAACAUUUUUCUUGUGUUUUCAAUAUCCAUAAUGUUUGCUUCAAGUUCAAUAUACAAUUUGAUCAUGCAGUAAAUAGGGCCAGUAGAGACAUAUUGUAAAUAAAAGUUCAUUUUCAAAUC
Molecule: messenger RNA, 1839 nt
Organism: Populus euphratica (Euphrates poplar)
Lineage: Eukaryota; Viridiplantae; Streptophyta; Magnoliopsida; Malpighiales; Salicaceae
Product: tetrahydrocannabinolic acid synthase-like
Exons: 1
Coding region: 102-1697 (531 amino acids)
Molecular function (GO): oxidoreductase activity; FAD binding
Source: RefSeq, a predicted model, not a curated record